GUCUCUCUACAUGUGUGUUAGUGAGGUGUUUUCUGCUCCCUUGCAUCUGUUUAGCACACAGCAGCAUCAUGAGUGUGGAGUCCAAAAAAACACGGGAGGCUUGCUGCUCCAAGCUCAAGCUCUUCCUGGCCUCUAUGGCCUUUGUGUACUUUUCCAAAGCCUUCUGUGGAGCCUACAUGAAGAGCUCCAUCACCCAGAUUGAGAGGCGCUUUGAUAUCCCCAGCUCCCUCAUUGGGGUAAUAGAUGGCAGCUUUGAAAUGGGUAACUUGUUGGUCAUAGCCUUUGUGAGCUACUUCGGUGCAAAGCUCCAUCGUCCCAGGCUGAUCGGCAUCGGUUGUGUGAUCAUGGCUGCUGGAUCCUAUCUCAUCGCUCUGCCUCAUUUCUUCCAGGGACACUAUAAAUAUGAGACUAGUAUGUCUCAUAGUACAGCUGUCAACAGCACUGAGAACAUCCUGCCAUGUCUGUCCAACCACACUGUGAUUGAUGAAGACGAAUCGCCUGAUUUAGAGGCUCGGACAGCUUGUGAAAAGGCAGCUGGUUCAUCCAUGUGGAUCUAUGUAUUCCUGGGUAACAUGCUACGUGGAAUUGGUGAGACUCCCAUCAUGCCUCUGGGUGUUUCCUACUUGGAUGACUUCUCCAGAGAAGAGAACACUCCUUUUUAUUUAGCCUGCAUUCAUACUGUGGGAAUCUUGGGACCGAUGUUUGGGUUCAUGCUCGGGUCCUACCUUGCCAAGAUCUAUGUAGAUGUUGGAUCUGUGGAUUUAGACAGCAUCACAAUCACCUAUAAAGACUCCCGCUGGGUGGGAGCCUGGUGGCUGGGCUUUAUAGUUACUGGAACCGUUGUCCUGCUGUCCGGUAUCCCAUUCUGGUUCCUCCCUAAGUCUUUGCCCAAGCAAGGAGAAGAGCAGAGUCAGAGUAAAAGCACAGAGCUCGCUACAGUGCCAGAGCAGGAAAACUUCCUGCCAGAUGAAAACCAGGAUCACGAGGAGAAGGAAAAGCCAGUUACAUUCCAGGAGAUGGCUAAAGAUUUCGUUCCAUCUCUAAGGAGACUUUUCAAGAACAGCAUCUAUUCCAUGAUGAUUCUCACCUACCUGGUUGCUGUUAACGGCUUCAUUGGCAUGAUCACCUUCAAGCCAAAGUUCUUGGAGCAGAUCUACGGCCAAUCAGCCUCAAAGGCCAUUUUCCUCAUAGGAAUUCUGAAUCUGCCAGCAGUAGCCUUGGGCAUCAUCACUGGAGGUUUUAUUUUGAAGAAAUUCAAGUUGGGUGUUAUCGGAGCAGCCAGGGUGUCGAUGGCUGCCUCCCUUGGGUCCUUUUGUCUGCUCUCGGUUCAGGUCUUCAUCCACUGUGACAAUGCAGAUGUUGGAGGUUUAACUGUAACAUAUCAGGGGGAUUCCCACGUGUCCUAUAACCAACAGACUAUGGUGUCACAGUGCAACAUGGGCUGCUCAUGCUCUAUGAAGCAUUGGGAUCCAGUAUGUGCUUAUAACGGCAUGACGUAUGCAUCGCCCUGCUUGGCUGGCUGCAAGACCUCCAGUGGUACUGGCAAGGAAAUGGUGUUUCAUAACUGUACCUGUGUCGGGGAAAUGAUGACUCCUGGCAUGAACAUGUCUACAGUGCUGGGUCAGUGCCCAAGGAAGAGCAGCUGUGAGGGCAUAUUCAAGAUCUUUAUGUCUUUGUCUGUGGUGGGGUCCUUCAUUUCUGCCUGUGGAGGAACACCAGGAUACAUUGUGCUGCUCAGGUCCAUUCAGCCGGAUCUAAAGGCACUUGCCUUGGGAAUGCAAACACUGAUAGUAAGAACUCUGGGUGGGAUUCCUCCUCCCAUUUACUUUGGAGCACUGAUUGACCGAACCUGUCUGAAGUGGGGUUCCAAGCAGUGUGGAGGCCGUGGAGCGUGUCGACUCUAUGAUGCUAAUGCAUUUAGAAUGACAUUCAUGGGAUUGAUAACUGGACUCUACUUCCUGUCUAAUACACUCUGGGGAUUCCUCUAUGUCAAACUUGUCAAGAGACACAAAAAGUUGGCACUGCGGAAUCAGGCCAAAGAAAAUGGACAUGAUGGUAACAAUGUGGGUAACGGACACGCCAACAUCAACAUUGCCAAAAACAAAGAAGAAAUGAACAAGGAGAGCACUAUUUAAGGUGUUGGAGGAAGGCAACACCGUUGUUUUAUUCAAACUACAAAGAUUUCUCACUGCCUAAGUUCACUGCUGCAUCCAUACUGGACCAAAAUGGGAAAUGGUACAGUGUCAGCACUCUUUACUCUACAAGCAGUAAACCUGUGUUUUGCACUGAUAUUGUUGCAAAACAUCAACUGAGUUUUUGGGUUGUGGGCUUGUUUGUUGUUUCAGUUCAGAGGUCAAAGAAUAGUUUCACAAGAAUCUAAUGGCAUUUCAUGAUAUGCAAUCCAUAUCUGAAAAGCAACAUUUAAGGUUAUUUUUAGCCCGUCUAUACAACAGUCAAGGAAACAUCAUAGGGUUUGUACCGCUGGGCAAAAGCAGUUUCCUUUCGAUGAUGUUCACUUUUGAAACAUUUCAGUAUUUUAGAGGUAGCUGUCAAAUAUAUCAAAUUAAGGAAAAGUUGUGUCAACUGUGUGUACUUGAAGAGCAUUAGGUCAUGUAAUUAUAGUAAUGUCUCCUCUUUAUAUUCAAAGUGAUUUAUGUGUAGAUUCAAACAUGUAUACAGUUUAUACAAUACAGCUUUGUACAGUGUUUUAUAGUUUGAAUAACUAUUUCAGACAACCAAAGUGGUUUGGGCCAAAGAUGCAGUGACAUCACUGAUUUGACAUUUGACAUUUUGUCCUUGUAAAUGUUCUGUUUUGUGUUUUUUAAAGUUUGCGAGAUUAUUGGGCCUUACUUAACAUAUUCUGAAUAAUUUGGUGAUGGAUGACCUGUCAAUCAAUCAAUCUUCAUUUCUAUAGCACCAAAUCACAACAAAAGUUAUCUCAAGACUCUUUGAGAAACAGAGCAGGUCUAGACCACUCUAUGUUCAAUAUUAAAGACCAAAAAACACGAAAGGAUAGGAUCCAGUUCCCUCUUACUGACAGGACUCAGUCUGAUAUCAUCUUAUCCACCAUGAGCAGAGCACUUUGCAGUUUUUAGCUA
Messenger RNA from Notolabrus celidotus (New Zealand spotty), 3098 nucleotides. Its product is annotated as solute carrier organic anion transporter family member 1C1-like. Gene Ontology annotation, biological process: transmembrane transport; sodium-independent organic anion transport. The coding region runs from base 69 to 2135 and encodes 688 amino acids. Gene Ontology annotation, molecular function: protein binding. Lineage: Eukaryota; Metazoa; Chordata; Actinopteri; Labriformes; Labridae. The transcript has 14 exons. Gene Ontology annotation, cellular component: membrane. The record is from RefSeq and is a predicted model, not a curated record.